AUGAGCUACGUUAUCAAGGCCAAGUCAGAGGAACAAGUGCUGCCAAUGAUGAAUGAUGAUGGAUUUAACCGUCACAUGCAGUGUCGAUAUACCAAUGUUGGGGCGCCCUGCCUGCCCCUCGACCAGUCCCCCAACCGCGCCGCCUCCUUCCACGGGCUGCCGGCGGCCGGCUCCUCCGAGCCCCACGGCCUGGAGCAGCGGCGGCUCCCCGCGCAGGGCGGCGUGGACUCGCUGGAAUACAAUUACCCCGGCGACGGCCCCGCCGGCCACUUCGAGCUGCCCGUCUUCUCCCCGUCGGAGCCCGAGGGGCAGCUGCCGCACUACGGCGGCGGGCGGCAGGUGCCGGCGGGGGGCGGCUUCGCCGGGGCGCCCGCCCUGCCCCGGGCACCGGGCAUGGCCGUGGCCAAGGCGCACCCGCCGCAGCAGCACGGCGUCUUCUUCGAGCGCUUCGGGGGGGCGCGGAAGAUGUCGGCCGGCCUGGAGCCGGGGGCCAGCGCCAGGCACCCGCUGAUGCAGCAGCAGCAGCAGCCGCCGCAGCAGCCGCCGGGCUUGCUGGCCAGACAGAACUCCUGCCCGCCAGCCAUCCCUAGGCAACAGCAAACAGAAGCCAACGCUCCCAACCCCAACCUGCAGGACAAUGGGCCCAUAAUGCAGAACCAGCAUGCACAGUUUGAAUACCCUAUUCACAGACUGGAGAACAGGAAUAUGCAUCCCUACACCGACCCCGUGUUUAAUAUGCAGCACCCUCCUCCGCAACAGCCACCAAAUCAAAGACUGCAGCACUUCGAUGCCCCCUACGUGAGCGUCGCCAAAAGGCCGCGCUUCGACUUCCCCGGCAACCCCGGCGUCGAGCGCUGCGCCUCCUGGGGCAGCGGCAUGCACGGCCCCGCCAUGGAGAGCCACCUCUCCCCGACGGCCUACCCCGGCCUGCCGGGCGAGUUCACCCCGCCGGCGCCCGAGGCCUUUGGGGGGCCGCUGCCGCACGGCGGCCCCGAGCACCCGGCGCUGGCCCAACGCCAGAACGCGGGGCGGGGGCGGGGCCGCCGGAAACGGGACAGCGGGCACGUCAGCCCCGGCACCUUCUUCGAGAAGUUCUCGGCCGCGGAGGGCGGAGGGGCUGGCGUCAGCCCAGGGCAGCCGGCGGUGCCGGCGGCGGCAGCGGGGGGUCCGCCGGGGAGCGCGGGCACGGAGCGCGGCGGGGGCACCCCCCACGACAAGCCCCUGACCUCCCCCUCCUGGGGCAAGGGUGGCGAGCUGCUGCUGGGGGAGCAGCCUGACCUGAUGUCCUCCCUGGACAGCGGCAUCCAGAGCGUGACCAAGUCGGACGGCAGCUCCCCGCACGUGGACUUUCCCGACGAGGUCAGCACCAGCUACGGCAAUGAGGACGAGGUGUCCUCCAGCUCCGACAACGCCGCCUCCAAGCCCACCCGCAGCCCGCUGCUGGGCGGCUCGCCCAAGCUGCCCCGCGGGGAGCACGCACUUCUCAAUGGACAGAAGCCCCUGGCCCUCGGCCUCCUCAGUACGUCUACCUCGACCCCCGACAGCUACGGGCUCAGCACCACAGCGGGCGCCCACCCCGGCACGCCGGGCAUGGAGCAGGUGCGGACCCCCACGAGCACCUCGGCCCAGGACGAGAUCCACCCCCUGGAGAUCCUGCAGGCGCAGAUCCAGCUCCAGCGGCAGCAGUUCAGCAUCUCGGAAGACCAGCCCUUGGGGCUGAAGAGCAAGAAGGGGGAGUGCGCGGGGCAGAACGGGGACAGUGACCUGGGCAGCUGCUGCUCGGAGGGCGUCAAGGGCGCCAUGAGCACCAUCGACCUGGACUCCCUGAUGGCAGAGCACAACUCCACCUGGUACCUGCCUGGUGAGAAGGCCCUGAUGGAGGGGCAGGAGGAGGACAAGCCCAUGGCGCCCUGGGAGAAGCCCAAGCCCACGAACCCCAGCAAAGAAGCCCACGACCUUCCCCCGAGCAAGACCUCGGCCACGGCGCAGACCGGCAGCCACCUGCAGUGCCUCUCGGUCCACUGCACGGACGACGUGGGCGAGGCGAAGGGCCGGACUGCGGUGCCGACGUGGAGGUCCCUGCACUCGGACAUCUCCAACAGAUUUGGGACUUUUGUGGCCGCCCUGACUUGAACAAAAAAAGAAAUUUUAAAUUUUUUUUUUUUUUUUUUUCCUCUUUUUAAUUUCAAAGGGCCGCUACUGCUAGGUGGACUAUUUUUCUAGGUUGGUACCUGCUUAGUGGCAUAUGGACUGGAAAGGGUUAAUUUAAAGUAAACCUCAACUUUUUUUUAAUCUUCUGCCACAGUAUGUUACCAGUGUUAACCCUUCUGCAGUUAGCACACUUUUGCUUAAGAUUUUCCUGCUAGACCACUUUUUCCCAUUAUUCUGUAACCUUGGCAUACAUUUAUAGAUGAGGCCUUUUCCUUUUUCAUCUCAGCGUAUGUCCAAGUCACGUAUGUCAUAAUAAGACAAAGAUCCUCCUCCUCUUCUUCUUCCUCAUUUGCUUUGUUUUUCUUUUCUUUUCUUUUUUUUUUUUUCCCCCCUCUCGUUUUGCUUUGUUCAGUGCUUAUUACAAUGGUGAUCCCUGAAGAACAGCAGUUCAGGAAUAAACGCCGGUUAAAGCGAAAUGGUCAUCAUUAUAGUAUAUAUUAUAUUGACACCCAGCUUUUGCCAGUCACAUACAAACCAAACAGUUAAUGCUCUAUUGAAUAUUCAGGCAACGAGCCUGCCCUUUCCUGAGAAAAUGAUGUUCUGUUACUAAUAACGUUCAGCCUGGUUUGCUCUCCGCCUCCCUCUGCCAGGACGCUGUGUUUACCCCGGUGAAGCCCAGAGAUGAAGCUCUUUUGGGAACGGGCUGGUUCACACACAGCCAGGGAAGGUAUAGAAGAGGUGUUUUUCUAAAUAAGUCUAACAGGAAGUUCACUUAAUAAUUAAGAGUCGUUCUCUCCUCCGCCGAAUGCCCAGGCUCCCUCUCCGUUGCCGGGAGGAGCAGGGGAUGCUCCCCGGUGCGGCCGCAUCCUCCUGGUGAUGCUCCCACAGUUCCCCCUUUAUAACUGCAGGAGGAAAAAAAAUCCCCCCGGAGCCACCGUGUGCCUCCUGCAUGUGCUGUCCCUGCCCACUUUUGCCCAUUUUUCACCCAUUUUUAGCUGAAGGAAGGUGCUGUCGAUGGAAACAGGAUGCAGCAUCCUGUGCAUGUAUCUGUGGGGCACCCCCCACCAUCCUGGUGCAGUGGCAGAGGUGAGGGGACAGCCCGAAUCGGGGGACGUGGGGGGGCUGUAUGCCCACAGUCAGCAUUUCCUAAGAUGCCAGGGCAGGGAGACCCCCCCAGUAGACCCUCAGAACUUAUUUGAGGCCCCAUUUUUGCCACGCAGUAAAGAACAGCGUUACUUAGACGCAGACAAUAAAAGGAAAACCAUACUUUCCUGCUCGUGAGAGAUAAUACUCAUUCGAGGAGAAAGUUGGAAGCAAACCAGAUAAAACCACGGCUGACACUGUGAUCCCACACUCCUGUGGUUUUACGUAACCGUCCCAUUAUUUGUGUAUCCUCCGUGUCCGGGGAGGGGGAGCGUCCGGCCCCACACCGGCCACCUCGCUUUCCUCUGCUCCCCGGAGCUUCCCAACAUCUCUGGAGAUGGAGGUUUUUAGCUGUGAAAUAAAGGUCGGCCUCUCUAGGGUUAUUUAUUACUUUUGUCAUGAAUUCACAAAACGUGUCCCUCCUCAAGGGAUGGGGUUUGAAGACUGCUUUGUAUUUUAUCUUCGAUGAUUGUGCUGGGCCUUUAAUUAUUUUGAAGGAGUGUUCUCAGUAGGCACCAAUGGAGAGGGAAUUCUGCCUAAAAUGCCCAUGGCACAGAGUGGUGUGAAAUCCUCUCUCUCGGUCAUCUGUGGCUUCAGAGAGACUCACAGCGUUUGGAAAUGUUAGUUGAAUGUGCUCUUAUUACCCACGCAUGGAUUGAUUUCCUCUUACCGGUCUGGUCAGUGACUUUGGAUAAAUUGGGGAGGUUUGAACCUUGACUUUCAGUAUUGUUUUAUUUUGUGCUGAAGCUGGAACUGCCACGAGGUUGAGGAUGGUUUUUUGCCCAUCCUGGAGCAAUUGGCUGUGGAGCUGCUUCACGCCUUCUUGGUUUGAAACAAAAAGAUGGGAUGUUUCCUACCUUCCGUAGGGGUGUGUGUCCUGCCGAGCGCCCGGAGCCCUCCCCUGUAAUACAACAUCACUGUCCCCAGAAAAAUACCUCCUGGUAGAACAAUCAUUUUCAGCCUCAGCUCUGGAAGGUGCCUCUUUGCCUGUGUUUUUUUUAAGUCCCAGUUUGCCCAAAUAUGUGUUUAACUUUAAAUCCUGUCUAGGCAGAGCUCUGGGGGCUGCUGAGUGAUGUGGUGGUGGGUUCCCUCUGCAUCUCCCACCGCUUCCAGCCAGGUGGGGCUGGGAGUAACCCCAGGAAACGCACGCCCAGACAUAUGGUACCGCCUUCCAGCGCUUGCAACUGAAAAUUUAGGAAGAGUUGAUGGUCUGAUGGCAUUCCUGUACCCGAGUGCAGCCCAUGGCUUACUUCUUUGUUUUGAGUUUUUCCUGCUGCAUUCAAGAGAACAGGUUUUUCAGGCUUCCUGAGGUCAGGGAUGCACACCCUGUGCUACCGGGGAAGAGACCUCUGGGUGAAACGCUGCCCUGAACAUUUCAGAUGGCUUUUAAAGAGAAAUCCUCCUCUAAGCAGAAUAGCAGCGACUCAGUUUUCUCACCAACCCUUUUUUCCUCUGGUUUGCUCUCUGCAGCUUGUGCUUCUCCCCCGGCGUCCACUGGGGACUGACUUUUCCACUUGCUCCUAGAAAUACAAAGUGGAAGCGAUUCCUUAAAACCCCAUGGAAUUCUGACAGUUUUAAAUCCUAUGAGCUGAGGGGGACGGGCUGUUCUGAAGCUGCCGAGCGUGGGACUGCAGGAACUGGGGCACCACUGGCUCUGCUCCCCCAGCACUGGUGCAUUUUUCUGAUUUCUUUGCUUUUUGCCAAAGAUGAGAACAGAAACGGUACAUGUAACUGACCAGGAGGAGCAUGGCUUUGUGCUCACAGCCUGGUGUAUUUGGUACUGACAGCAUAUGCAGGAGGUGAGGGCUUUGUCCCAGAGCUCGUUGUUGCCUGCAGUGAUUUCAUUUUACUCGUUUUCCCCAUUAAUUUGACGCUGAAUGCACUGAUUUUUGAAUACUUUUUUUUUUUUAACAUACCUAAAAUACCAGCGUAGCUCUACAUGGUAAAAAACAAUUUAAUUUUGUGAAACAUAAUACUUCCAAGCAAAGUGUGUUUGAGAGCUGUAGGUAAAAAGCCUGUUGUGCCAGAGGUAAGUUGCGCUUUUUUUGUGGAAAGGGAAACUGUAUAAACCCAGAAUAACUUAAUCUCACGCCUGCUUUUCCUGAAGGGCUUCCAGGCCGGGGGGAGAAGGUACCAAGAAGUCAAAGAUCGGUGGUAGAUGAUGUGCCAUUAAGAUAUGCACGAAUUUUGCUAUAUAUUGGGAACAACAGCUAAAAAUGCAGCUUUUUGGAGCCUUUUCCCUGCCUCGCCUGGUGUUUUUGGUUCUCCCACGUGCCCCCCCCUGCCCCAGGCACUGGGUACGGGGGAGCCCGGGUGUCACCGACCUCCUGACUCCUUUGGUAUUUGUUAAAUGAAACUCUGCACUUGGUCUCGAAGGUAAAAUGUAGCAGCAAACCCAGCAAAAUCUUUCUUGCAUUUCAAUUGGGAGGAGUGAUAAAAUAGCUCUUUGCCAAAAAAAAAAAAAGAAAGGAAAGAGUAGGCCUUAUUUAUUAAAAUACUCUUGCGAAUUUUCUCCGGAUCAUUUUUUUUUCCUAGGGUUACUAGUUCUCUGCUAUUCUAUUCUUCAGUGAGAGAGGGGUUAGGGCCAUUUUUAUUUAGUUACAGUGAUUUUCAUCAAGUGGGUAAGGAUUUUGUUGUGUGGUUAAGGGUGGAAGGGAAUGAGCGUCAAAAUUACGUCGUCUGGGUCAUUUAGGGACCGGUUCCGGAUACUUUCUGUCUCCGUGGUCAUUCCAGGGCUGCCUUCCCUCCCCACACCAGGCUCCCAGUCACCACCAGUAAAGCAAAACGGUCCCACCUUUGUGCAGGAGGGAGAGGGAGAGGAGAGCACGGGGUCAGCGAAACACACUGUGGGCAGGGGGAUGGGGGGGAAAUGCAGACAGGAACAAAAACUGGUAAAUUUUGAUUAUUUUUGUUAAGCUGCAGUGUAAGGUUUUCUCAACUACUAGAUUCACAGCUGUUCAAUGGAUGGUGUAUAAGAGCAUAACCCAUUUUUAUAGAAUUGUUUCUCCUUUAUUGCUUAAGGCUAAUGGAGGAAAUAGUCUAAUUUUGUCUUAGAAAUUCUCUAUUAAAAUUGUUGGUUUGAGUCCAUCCGCUCAUAGAUUCUGACUGAUGAAACUGCAGGCUGUGAUUUCCAGCAGUUAUAACUUUAUCACUAUUCACUACCCGAGAAUAUUACAGCUUUAAAACAGCCUUAAGCAAAAGGAUGUUAUUUCUUUGUACUAAAUUUGGUUCAUGGAAAAGAAAAAAAAAAAAAAAGAAAAAAUCCAAAACACUGGUAAUCCGUACUGCAUAGCAAACUCUUCUGAAAAAUGUUAUUGCACAUGUAAAAUAUGAAAACUUGACUCUGCUGUGUGUUAGGCAAUCCUGUAAUCUUUUUUUUUCUUUUUUCUUUUUUUUUUUUUUGGAUUCUUGUUAAAUUCAUUUCUUAAAUGCUUGGUUGGAAGACUGUGACAAUAGCUCAUGAAAUUGAGUGUUAUUUUUCUUUCUUUUUUUGUUUUUUUGUUUUUUUUUUAAAUAUGUAAAGUGCAGUCUUCUGUAUUCAUGCAUAUUGUACAUAUCUGUAUAUGUUUUACUGAGCAACUAAAUAACAAUAAAUAUGAUGUUAAUGGUGGCUAUUGUA
Calidris pugnax (ruff) is the source of this 6913-nucleotide messenger RNA. It is a transcript of the gene MN1, whose product is annotated as meningioma (disrupted in balanced translocation) 1. The transcript has 5 exons. NCBI's taxonomy places the organism in Eukaryota, Metazoa, Chordata, Aves, Charadriiformes, Scolopacidae. Bases 1 to 2133 code for a protein of 710 amino acids. The record is from RefSeq and is a predicted model, not a curated record. Gene Ontology annotation, biological process: regulation of DNA-templated transcription.